UCCGCAUACGAUGAUACACGGAUCUUGUACCCGCCUCUGCUUUGCGGUGAACCCCACAUGAAGGACGACUCUGUGCCCAUUAGAAAAGCGGUACGUUCGAUAGUAAGAGUAAUUGUCCGAAGAAAUAUCCACCUCGAACUCCUCUGCUCCCUUAUCGUUCCCUCGUCGUCGACGACGCCGCCGCCGCCGCCGCCGCUGCCGCCGCCUCCUCUCCAGUUUUUUUUCUCUCUCUCUCUCUCAAUUUUCGAUUCUGCCGAUGAGGCAACAAAUAGCGGAAGAAGAAGAAGAAGAAGAAGAAGCCAAAUGCUUCGCUCGAUGGGACUGGGAGGAGCAGCUCCCUUCGCCCCACGAGCUGGUGCCCCUUUCGCAGUGCCUCAUCGCUCCUGACCUCGCCAUCGCCUUCGACAUUCCUUCCUCUUCCUCUGCUGCUGCUUCCUCCUUUACCCCGUCCGCUGACCAUCGUCUUCCAGGCCGCCAGGAUGAGACCGACCUAGACGCCUUCGGCGGUGGAGGGGAGGAGGAUCCGGAGCAGCCGCGGACGCUGAAGCGGCCGAGGCUGGUGUGGACGCCUCAGCUACACAAGCGGUUUGUGGAUGCCGUCGCGCAUCUGGGCAUCGCCAACGCCGUGCCCAAGACCAUCAUGCAGAUCAUGGGCGUCGAGGGCCUCACCCGCGAGAACGUGGCGAGCCACCUCCAGAAGUACCGGCUCUACCUCAAGCGCGUGCAGAUGCAAGGCCUGGCCGCGGCCGCCGCCAAUCCCUCCCCUUCCCCCGCGACGCACCCGUUUCUUGGCCCCGCGGCGCCGACGGCGGAUCCCUGCUUGCCUUACAUGCCCGUGGCGAUGCUGCAGCAGCACCACGAGAAAAUGGAUCCAAUGCAGCAGUACUACUACCAUCAGAACCAAUUGGGGCAUUUUGGCCCCGGAUUACUGAGCCGACCUGCACAGGCGCCACACGUAGCCCGUCAAACGGAAGGAAUUAGGCCUGGGAUGGUGUUUAUGCCGGCGCCGGCACACUUUCCUCCUUUACCGAAUGAUUUAGAUUGGAGGAGAAAGGGCGAAGAUGAUGCUGACAAUGGCGGUUCCAGAAACAAGGAGCUAACGCUUUUCCCAACUGGAUAACUCUUGAUUCAGAACUCCUUGAGAUACGGCUUGAAGGAGUUGGCAUCUGUGCAUGAAAAUGUUCUUCUAGUCGAUCAAUCUCGGUGAUUCUUUGUUCAUGAAUCGAAGGAUGAAGACAUAGAGAUAAAUUGAUGAGAUCCGAAAAUAUCAGCAACUUUGACAUGAAUGAGUGAAGCAUUUCUCUUCAGUAAUGCAAAGGCCAAUUUGCUGGAGAUAAUUUGAGGUUUUUGAUGAAAAAACUUACAAUCCAAACAAUUGUAUCCAAUUGUGAGGCCAUACUUCUAUGUUAACAUUUCGAUAUCAUUGUAUAUAUGUUUUAAAAUGACUUGCAUAUACAAUAGCUCUUGAUUCAAACAACUUGAUAUGGUAUUUUUACUCU
Zingiber officinale is the source of this 1499-nucleotide messenger RNA. Its product is annotated as transcription factor MYBC1-like. The record is from RefSeq and is a predicted model, not a curated record. The transcript has 2 exons. Gene Ontology annotation, cellular component: nucleus. NCBI's taxonomy places the organism in Eukaryota, Viridiplantae, Streptophyta, Magnoliopsida, Zingiberales, Zingiberaceae. Gene Ontology annotation, biological process: regulation of DNA-templated transcription. The coding region runs from base 257 to 1120 and encodes 287 amino acids. Gene Ontology annotation, molecular function: DNA-binding transcription factor activity; DNA binding.